Aspergillus saccharolyticus JOP 1030-1 is the source of this 513-nucleotide messenger RNA. RefSeq names its product EXPERA domain-containing protein. The coding region runs from base 1 to 513 and encodes 170 amino acids. Gene Ontology annotation, cellular component: endoplasmic reticulum. The record is from RefSeq and is a predicted model, not a curated record. The transcript is spliced from 4 exons. Lineage: Eukaryota; Fungi; Ascomycota; Eurotiomycetes; Eurotiales; Aspergillaceae.
AUGGCUAUUGCCACUGCUCCCGUAUCCUUGUGGAGCCGAAAACGCGACCUCGUCUACUUCGCAUUCUUCGCCAUCCAUGUCCCUAUCAUCUUUUUGGUCGAUGCCGCACCUAUCCUGCCGGCUUUUCUUCAGUCAGAUCUUAGCGUGACUCUUCGCGAAUUCUACAUUGAUACCUAUCAUGACAAAUUCUUCGAGGAAACGCCAACGGCCUGGUUCACCUUCUUCCUGUUGAUGGAACUAUUCUACCAUGUUCCGCUUAGUAUCUGGGCUCUGCGCGGCCUGAAAAAAGACAACCCUCUUGUCCCUGUUAAUCUGCUUGUUUUCGGCGUGCAAUCUUUUCUUACCUCUGCUAUCUGCCUGGUGGAGGUUUGGAGCUGGACGGACCGGUCGGUCGUCCAGAAGCAGAAUAUCACCAUGCUCUAUGGUCCUUAUGUCGCUCUUGGCGCAUUCAUGGCAGUUGACAUGUUUUGUAGACUUCGCGAGCGACUUGGGCUCAAAUCCAAGUUGGAGUAG